Messenger RNA from Lepus europaeus (European hare), 6138 nucleotides. RefSeq names its product complement factor H (gene CFH). The record is from RefSeq and is a predicted model, not a curated record. The transcript is spliced from 35 exons. Lineage: Eukaryota; Metazoa; Chordata; Mammalia; Lagomorpha; Leporidae. The coding region runs from base 112 to 6078 and encodes 1988 amino acids.
CAACUUCCUUUUGGAGCAAAUACUUUCUGCACUAAUUUCAGUUUUCAGCAGAGGGAAGCUAGACGGAGUAAGCAGUGUCAGCUCAUCAAAGUAUCACUAACGAUCCCCAAAAUGAGACUUCCAGCAAAGGUGCUCUGGUUUGUGAUAUGCACUGUCUGUGUAGCACAAGAUUGUAAAGAACCUCCUCCAAAAAAAAAUAUAGAAAUUCUGUCAGGUUCAUGGAAUGAACAAACAUACCCAGAGGGUACUCAGGCUGUUUAUAAAUGCCGACCUGGAUACAGAACUCUUGGAACUAUUGUGAUGACAUGCAGGAAUGGAGAAUGGGUGGCUGUUAACCCUGCAAGAGUGUGUCGGAAAAAGCCCUGUGGACAUCCUGGAGAUACUCCCUUUGGAUCUUUUCAUCUCACAGUAGGAAAUGAGUUUGAAUUUGGAGCAAAGGUUGUUUAUACAUGUAACAAGGGGUAUAGAAUGUUAGGUGACAUUGACUACCGUGAAUGUGCAGUAGAUGGAUGGACCAAUGAUAUUCCUUUAUGUGAAGUUGUGAAGUGCUUGCCAGUGAAAGAACCAGAGAAUGGGAAAAUUAUCAGUGAAUUGGAACCAGACCAGGAAUAUUUCUUUGGACAAGUGAUACAGUUUGAAUGUAAUUCAGGCCUCAAACUCGAUGGAGAUAAGCAAAUACAAUGCUCAGAAAAUGGUAUUUGGAGUGGAAUAAAACCACAAUGUGUAGAAAUUUCCUGCAAUUCUCCAGUAAUUACAAAUGGGCAUAGUCUUUCUCAGAAGAAAACUUAUAAGAACAAUGAACGAUUACAAUAUAAAUGUAACCCAGGUUUUGAAUAUACUGAAAGAGGAGAUACGGUGUGCACUAGCAGUGGAUGGAGUCCAGAACCUUCAUGUAAAGAAGUAACAUGUAAUGUUCCUUAUAUUCCAAAUGGAUCCUACUCACCGAAAAGGAUUCAACACAGAACUGGAGAUGAAAUCAGAUAUGAGUGUAAAGCAGGUUUUUAUCCUGCAACCCGGGGAAAUACAGCAAGAUGCACGGGUAGUGGCUGGGUGCCUGGUCCAAGAUGUAGCUUGAAACCCUGUGAUUUUCCACAAAUAAAUCAUGGAGGUCUGUAUUAUGAAGACAGAUAUAGACCAUACUUUCCAGUAGCUGUAGGAGAACAUUUUACCUAUCACUGCGACACUGAUUUUGUGACUCCUUCAAAUUCAUACUGGGGUUACAUUCAAUGCACCAAAGAAGGAUGGUCACCGGUGGUGCCCUGUCUCAGAAAAUGUACUUUCAGUUAUGUGGAAAAUGGAUAUCGUCCGUCUUCAGAAAGAACAUAUUCACAGAAUGAAUCUGUCAAAGUUGACUGCUAUCCGGGCUAUAGUCUUCCAAAUGAGCAGACCAAAAUCACAUGUACAGAGAAUGGCUGGUCCCCUCUCCCCAAGUGCAUACAUGUCAAAACAUGUUCAAAAUUAGAUAUAGAAGUGGAGAAUGGGUUUAUGUCUGAAUAUGAUUUUACAUAUGCCCUAAACAGAAAAACAGAAUAUAGGUGUAAGCCAGGAUAUGUAACCACAGAUGGGGAAACAUCAGGAUCAGUCACAUGCCUGCAGAGUGGAUGGUCCCAUCAACCCACAUGCGUUAAAUCUUGUGAAAUGCCAGUGUUUGAGAAUUCCAGAGCCAAAAACAAUAGCAUAUGGUAUAAGCUUGGUGACAGAUUGGAAUAUGAGUGCCAUGAUGGAUAUGAAAACACAGAUGGACAGACCAAAGGCACCAUAGAAUGUGGUUACAAUGGUUGGACUGAUUUACCCACAUGUUAUGAAAGAGAAUGCAGAGUUCCUCAAGUAGGAAAAGAUUUAGUUGUUAUUGAUGCCAAGAAUGAAAAAUACAGAGUUGGAGACGUGCUGAAAUUCACCUGCAGACCGGGGCUUAGAAGAGUGGGACCAGAUUCAAUGCAGUGUUACCACUUUGGAUGGUCCCCUAAUGUUCCAACAUGUAAAGGGCAAGUACAGUCAUGUAGUUCACCUCCUCAGCUCCUCAAUGGACAAGUUAAAGGAACAAAGAAACAAGAAUAUGAACACAGUGAGGUUGUAGAAUAUGAUUGCAAUACAAGAUUUCUGUUGAAAGGGCCUCAUAAAAUUGAGUGUGUUGAUGGAAAUUGGACAACCUUACCAACGUGUAUUGAAGAGGAAAGCACAUGUGGAGAUAUUCCUGACCUGGAGCACGGCUACGUUGAGCCUUCUGCCCCUCCCUAUCACCAUGGAGAUUCAGUGGUGUUCAGCUGCAGAGAAACAUUUACAAUGAUUGGACACAGAUCAAUUACAUGCAUUAAUGGAACAUGGACUCAACUUCCUCAGUGUGUUGCGACAGAUCAACUUGAGAAGUGUGUAGUAUCAGAUUCAAUUGCAAGUGAGACAAACCUAUCAAAUAAGAAUGAAUAUAAUCAUAACUCCAACGUAAGUUACAGAUGUCGGGGAAAAUCAGGAAAUAAACACUCAAUCUGCAUAAAUGGAAGAUGGGAUCCCAAACUAACUUGCACAGUAAAAACAGAACCAUGCCCACCGCCACCUCAGAUUCCCUAUUCUCAAAAUAUGACAACCACAGUGAAUUAUCAGGAUGGAGAAAAAAUGUCUAUUCUUUGUCAAGAAAAUUAUCUAAUUCAAGGAGCAGAGGAAAUUGUGUGCAAAGAUGGAAGAUGGCAAUCAAUACCUCGCUGUGCUGAAAAAAGCCCAUGUUCUAAACCGCCUGACAUAGACCAUGGAAGAAUUAGAUCAUCUAUACUUCCAGAAGAAGGGGAAGGCAGAGUUUACCCACAUGGCACGAAAUUAAGUUAUAUUUGUGAAGAUGGUUUCAGCAUAUCUGGAGGAGAUGGAAUAACGUGCCACAUGGGAAAAUGGAGUUCUCCACCUCACUGUGUAGGACUUCCUUGUGGCUCUCCACCUGAGAUUUCUAAUGGUGUUGCAUCUGACAUGUCGAACAGUUACCAGUAUGGAGAAGAAGUUAUAUACAGGUGCUCCAAAGGUUUUGGAAUUGAUGGACCUGCAUUUGCAACAUGUUUAGGAAGAAAAUGGUCACCACCACCAGAAUGCAUAAAAACAGAUUGUGUAAAUUUACCCAGCUUUGACGGUGCCAUACCCAUAGGCAAGAAAAAGAAGUCAUAUAGAUCAGGAGAACAAGUGAGUUAUACAUGUCCAGAAAAUUACAGAUUGGAUGGGCCUGGUGUUAUAACAUGUAUUAACAGCAGAUGGAUAGGAAAGCCAACGUGCAAAGAUGUUUCCUGUGUGAAUCCACCUAGUGUGAACAAUGCUAUUAUAAUAUCACAUAAGAUGGCCAGAUACCCUUCUGGUGAGAAAGUACGUUAUGAAUGUAAACAACCUUUUGACAUGUAUGGGGAAGUAGAAGUAAUGUGUCUAAACGGAACCUGGACCGAACCACCUCAAUGCAAAGAUUCUACAGGAAAAUGUGGACCUCCUCCCCCAAUUGAAAAUGGAGACAUCACUUCAUUGUCAUUACCAGUGUAUACUUCAGGUUCAUCCGUGGAGUAUCAGUGCCAGUCCUUGUAUCAACUUGAAGGGGAGAAGAAAAUAAUGUGCAGAAAUGGAAAGUGGGGAAAACCACCAAAAUGCUUGCAUGCAUGCAUAAUAUCAGAAGAAAUGAUGGAAAAAUAUAACAUAACAUUGAAGUGGAAAGAAAGACAAAAGCUUUAUUCCCAAACAGGGGACACAGUUGAAUUUAAAUGUAAACACGGAUAUCGUCCAGCAACUUCUCAGUCAUUUCGAAAAACAUGUCAGGAUGGCAAGCUGGAGUAUCCCAGUUGUGAGAAAAAUACAAGAAGAUAUUACUUUUAUCAUUCAGCAGUUUCAUUUCCUUUGACAGCAACAAAUGAACGCUGUGACCGCACCCAUCGUUCUCGACUGAAAUUACUUCACCGAAGCAGUUUCCCGGUAGUCACUGACACUCAAAGUCACAUUCGAAACGGCUGUGAGAGUGGGAUUCAAAGCAGCAGCACCAAGGGAUUUUCCAACAUGUUUCUCCUCGUCAAUGUCAUACUGAUCUUAGGCUUUUCCACUGUUGGGGGACAAGUGGGAUUUUGUGAUUUUCCAAAAAUAAACCAUGGCAUUCUAUAUGAUCAAAAGAAGUACAAUGCAUUUUUGCCAGUUCCUAUACGGACAAUUUUCUAUUACUCCUGUGAAUAUAAUUUUUUUUCCCCUUUGAAGUCCUAUUGGACUCGGAUUACAUGCACUGAGAAAGGAUGGUCGCCAACACCGAGGUGCCUCCGACUGUGUUUUUUACCCUUUGUGGAAAAUGGUCAUUCUGCAUCUUCAGGAAAAACACACAUGGAAGGUGACGUCGUGCACAUUGUUUGUGAUAGAGGCUACAGCCUUCAAAACGGGGAGAAUACCAUUGAGUGUGCAGAGACAGGCUGGUCUGCUCCUCCUGAAUGCAGCUCCACUAAAAAGUGUUUAACAUCAGACAUUGUAAUUGACAAUGGGUUUUUGGCUGAAUCAGACUACACUUAUCCUUUAAAUAAAGAAACACAAUUUAAGUGUAAACCAGGAUAUAUAACAGCAGAUGGAAAGACCUCUGGGACAGUUAAAUGUUUGCAAGAUGGGUGGUCUAUGCAACCUACUUGUAUUAAGUAUUGUGAUAUGCCAGUAUUGAUGAAUGCCAGAAUCAGAAAUGACAGAACAUGGUUUAUGCUCAAUGAGCAGCUGGAGUAUGAGUGCAACGAUGGCUAUAAAAGCAGAGAUGGAGGUCCCACAGGUUCCACAGUAUGUGGUGAGGAUGGCUGGUCCCAUUUGCCCAUGUGCUACGAAGUAGAAUGUCCUCUUCCAUUUUUAGAAGCAAAUUUAGAUGCUCACCCAAAACAAGAAAAAUACAAAGUUGGGGAUGUGUUGAAAUUUUCCUGCAGACAAAGAUUUACAAGAGUUGGACCAGAUUCAGUUCAGUGCUACCAAUUUGGAUGGUCACCUAAUUUUCCAACAUGCAAAGGGCAAGUACAACCAUGCGGUCCACCUCCCCAGCUCCCCAACGGUAAAGUAAAGGACACAAGGAAAGAAGACUAUGGACAUGGUGAAGUGGUACAAUAUGACUGCAAUUCCCCUUUUACAAUGAAAGGGCCUGAGAAAAUACAAUGUGUGGAUGGAGAAUGGACAACCUUGCCCAUUUGUGUUGACGCAGUGAAAACAUGUGGCCAUUUACCCAAACUUGAGCAUGGCUAUGCCCAGCCCUCUGUACUUCCCUAUCAACAUGGAGCUUCAGUAGAGCUGAGUUGCAGAAAUACACAUACAAUGAUUGGAAACCACAUAGUUUCCUGCAUCAGUGGAAUGUGGACAGAAUUUCCUAAAUGUGUUGCCACACAUCGACUCAAGAACUGUACAAGAUCAAGUCUUGGUACAAGAAUAUUCUUUAGACCAUAUUUAACUGAAUUUACUCAUAACACCACGGUAAAUUACAGAUGCAUUGGGACCCACAGCUACAUGCAAACAGUGUGCGUAAAUGGGAAAUGGAAUCCUGAGCCAGCCUGCACAGAAAGGAAGAAACAGCUCUGCCCACCUCCACCUCAGAUACCUCACGCUCAGAAUAUGACAACCACAGUGAAUUAUCAGGAUGGAGAAAAAGUAGCUAUUCUCUGUAAAGAAAAUUUUCUACUUCAAGAAGCAAAGGAAAUUGUAUGUAAAAAUGGACAAUGGCAGUCAUUACCACAGUGUAUUGACUCUACACAGAGUUGUGGGCCCCCUCCGUCUAUUGACAAUGGUGAUAUCACCUCAUUCCCACUGUCAAUAUAUACUUCAGGAUCGAGAGUGAGAUAUCGUUGCCAGUCCUUCUAUGAACUCCAGGGCUCCAGAGAUGUUACAUGCAGCAACGGCCAGUGGUCAGAACCACCAAAGUGCCUAGAUGCAUGUGUAAUAUCAGAAGAAAAUAUGAACAGAAAUAACAUACAAUUAAAGUGGACAAACAACAAAAAACUUUAUGCAAAAACAGGAGCCAUUGUUGAAUUUGAGUGUAAAUUGGCACAUAAAGCAAAGAGACUGUCACCAUCAUUUCGGGCAAUCUGUCAGGAAGGGAAAUUUGAGUAUCCCAUAUGUGAGUGAGAAAACCACAAUUUCGCUGAAACUAUUUUAACAGUCGUCAUAAAUGCAUGUUUAAAUGUC